UCUGCCUUAGCAACGGAGCGCCAUCUUGAAUAAAGAUAAGGUUGGAAAGAAGAGCGAAAAGAAGGCUCUGUCAUGGAAGAUGCGGGAAUCCGUCUACAGCACCGAUAAUCAGACAGUUUUGCUCUGUUUGAGAGAUACUAAUGGUGCGAGAGGAUCUGAGAGUGAAACCGACGGGACCGAGAGGCGUUUGUAAAUGCCUGGGACUGCAGUUGAGUAUUGUCAAGGCUACCAGCAGCCAUGGAGGCCAUGUAUGAGGAGACAGAGGUGAAGAUAAUAACAGAGGAGGUGGAGAGCUGUUACACAUUCAUGGAGGUCUCCUCUCCCAAACGGAGGAAGAAGAGCAAAUGCCAGGGGGACAAAGCUGACAAAGAAAAAAAGCCAAGGUCUGCGUUCCUCCUCUACUACUUUGACGUUCAUCAGAGUAUGCAGCAGGAGUUCCCCGACCUGCCGCAGUCCGAGAUCAACAAGAGAAUCAGCGAGAGCUGGAAGAUGCUGAAUGUGGUUGACAAGGGCUACUAUUUGGAGAAGGCUAAGCUGGAGAAGGAAGGGAUAGAUCCUAGCAGUCAGGAGGCAAGCACUUCGGCAGACAUCCCUGGUUUUAGAAAAAUCCUCCCCCGCACUGACUACAUGCUGCUUCCGAAGAGCGCGAUUAAAGAGGAGGGUGCAGGCGGGCAAGUGGAGCUGUGCCUCGACGGGGCGGGUUCUCAGGUGGGAGGGGCCACGGGCAGAGCCCAGCCCGUGUCCCAGGAGGCCCUGCUGUCGCCCAUGGCGCUGGGCAGCGAGGUGGAGCUGUCGGAGCAGUGCAUCGCCAUCGAGGGGCUGACGGACGAGACGGCCGCCGCCCUCAGCCGCUCCGGGGCCCUGCAGGAGAUCCUCUCCCAGUACUCCUCCAGCGGUGCCCAGGACAAGAAACCCACCAGCUUCGUGGUGAAGGAGGAGCCCGCAGACGUGGGAGAGGCCAAUAAUACUGUGGGCCUGGUGAUGGAGGGGCGGGGCGUGGGCAUCCGUGCGGUGCAGCAGGGCAAAAUGGACACAGCUCAACUGGUCACCAUUAUCCCCAACCAAGAGGUGGUUGGGACCAAAGUAGCUGGAGCAAGCUCUGUUUUCAUUGUACCCGUUGUAUCCACUGUGGAGCCUGAUCCCCAACAGUCCCUGAAACUGUCUAUAAAAUACACCAGAAGAGGGCGCGGGAACUGCAACACACCUGGCUGCACCUUCUCGUAUGUCACGCGUCACAAGCCACCCUACUGCCCCAAAUGUCAGCAGUACCUCGGGGGCAAGUGGGUCCCAGCGGCAAAGAGGACGUUGGCCAAGGGUGCGGUGCAGCCCCUGAAAACGCAACCGCAGAAGAGUCCUGCUGGCAGCAGCCAGCCCAGCACCCAGCCCUCAGAGCCAGACAAACCCCCUGAGCAGGAAGUCCCAGCCGCUGGUAACCCUCCAACUCCCAGAGGUGGCGAUCUCAGACAGGAGGCCGCUGUGACACAGGCACCUGCCACGAAGUCCUCCCCUGCGCCCAGGUCCUCUGCUGGCAAACCCAAAAAACGGGAGAAGUGCACUGGGUUGGGGCCGAAGCACCCGAUCCGCGCCAUCCUUCCUGCACCCGUCAGCACAGUUCAGCAGGCGCAACUUUCUCAUCAGAUUCAAACAGGCCCAGGGUCCCGAGCUGCCUUUGUGCAGUGGGUAACGGUGUCUCCGGAGAAGGUCAAGGAAGAGGCAUUGAAAAAUGGCAGUAAAGCAGUCACCGUUCCUGCAGUGAAGGUGCCGUGUCUAAAGCCCAGCACCCUCAAACAGCUAGGGCAGUCGGUCAAGCUGGACCGCCCAAAGCAGGAAGUGUCAGUUCCAGUGAACACCAGCCAGUAUGUUGUGACGGAUAAAGGACUGAAGGUUCUGUCGGUGGUGUCCCUCAAGCAUAAUGCCACCACUACCCUGGAUCUGGGGUUGUCCACAGCCCGAGGCAGAGGGAAGUGUAAGAACAAAGACUGCACCUAUGUGUACAAGAACCGACACAAACCCCUCGUGUGUCCCUGUUGUGGCUGGGAUCUCACCAAGACGCCCACCAAGAAGACCAAGACAAAUCUGCUGACGGGGCCCGAGGUCACGCCGACGGUUCUGCUGGACCCGUACGGGGCCCUGAGCAGCGCGCAGAGGGAGACCCAGCGGCAGUCCACCCUGCAGCUGCUGCGGCGCUGCGUGCAGAUACCUGAGAGCGAGGCGGAGCUGCAGGAGGCCAUGGCGCUGAUCCAGGCGCUCAACAGCACCCAGGUGGUGCUGACCAGCACCGGGGAGGAGGGCGUGGCCCAGGAGCAGACCGGCUGGCCCAGGUUCUAUGAGUCUGCCGCCGAGCACUGCCAUCUCUGCCACUUCCCCCUCUUCAAGGGCGGACAGAGUUCAGCGGCAGGACAGGAGGACUGCUGGCUUCUGACCGACUCCCACAUCCAGACGGCCACCAUCCAGCUGAAGAUUUGUCUCAACCCCCAGUGUCUGGCACUGCACAGCUUCACUGACAUCCACCCGGGUCUCUUUAAUGUGGGAAACAGGCUGCUGGUGAGCCUUGACCUCCUCUUCAAGAUCCGCAACCAGAUCAGGCAGGGUCACGACCCUUCCCAGGCCGCUCUGACCAUCCUUAACAGCGUGCAGAACCAGCCCGUGCGCACGUUGAAGCCCAGCGAGGUGACGCAGGUCCAGGAGCUGCUGUGCAGCGGGUACUGGGCCUUUGAGUGCCUGACCCAGCGCGACUACAACGACAUGAUCUGCGGGCUGUGUGGCAUCGCGCCCAAGGUGGAGAUCGCCCGGCGGAACACCGGAAACGUGCUGCAGCUCAAGAACGUGGAGUUCACGUGGCCGGACUUCCAAGCCCCGGAUGAGGUGAACACGGACGACUUCUGGCUGACGAUGGAGAGCGAGGCCAUCGAGCAGGCGGCCUUCCCCUGCAGCAUCCCCAUCACCAAAUUUGACGCCUCCAUCAUCGCCCCCUUCUUCCCCCCGCUGAUGAGGAAUGCGGUCGUCAUUAACACGGAGAAGGACAAGGACGUCUCUGAUACGUCUCCCUCAGGCGACCCGUCUGUGCUGGUCCGGCUGAUCCACGAGGGAGUUCUGAAGCCAGACCAGAUGGAAGCACACAGCACAGAAGAGCUGAGGGAGGUUCUGGACCGCUGUGGAGCCCCCCGUGGGCAGGACAGCACUAAGGAAGAGAUGGUGAUGGCGGUGUCCUCCCUUUAUGCAUACCUGCAGAAUGGCCUGGCCACCGGCCCACAGCCCCCCGCUCACCUCACCGCUGGCAAGCUGUACAAGAUCUGCCCACACCAGGUGGUGUGCGGGUCGAAGUACAUGGUGAGGCGGGAGAGCGCUCGGGACCACGUGGACCUGCUGGUCUCGUCCCGCUACUGGCCGCCCGUCUAUGUGACCGACUCCGCCCAGCAGGUGGCGCUCUGCACUGACGUCCAGUACCCUGAACUGGCCAACCAGAUGUGGGGCAGGAAUCAGGGCUGCUUCUCUGACCCCAUGGGCGAGCCAGAGUACGUGUCCUGUUCAGAGCUGCAGGACCAGCAGUACAGCAUGGACCUGUCAGGGGUGGAGAGCUCCCAGGUGCACCCCAUCACCAAAUCCCCCUCCCGCUGGAUCGUGCACCCCGGAGAGACGGGCGAGGGGACCCCCGAAACGCGGCGCCACGCCAUGUCCCUCUGCCAGGAGCUGGAGCCGUACCGGGCCGUGGUGGCUGGGCUGGAGGAGGUGUGGCCGGACGGCACCGCGCGGAACAAACCGCUGGCCUUCGACAACGCCGCGUACUACUACCUCUACAACCGGCUGGUGGACUUCCUCACCAGCAAGGACAUCGUCAACCAGCAGAUCGGCGACCUCCUGCAGGGCUGCCAGCCGGGAGAGGUCAUAAUCCGGGACGCCCUCUACCGCCUGGGUGUGGCCCAGAUCAACACGGAGGUGGAGCCUGAGGAAGAGGCGGGGCUAGCUGAGGUGCAGGUCGUACUGUCUUAGUGAUCCUGGGACGCUCCCUCCCACCACAGGACCACAGCAGUCCUCUGCUUUACAGCUUCAGAUCUAUUUAAUCGUUAAAAAAAUGGUAUGUAGAAUUGGGACUUUAAAAUGAAUCUGUGUUCAAAUUCUUUCCAGUCCGUUAUGGCAGUUGCACGUGCAAAGCCGCAUCUUUUUGAAGAGCUCCUUGAUAUUUGUGCUUUCAAAGCGUUUUGAUUGGCUGCAGGAGGACUAGACUUAUUCUUUAACUGUGGACACUGAGU
Molecule: messenger RNA, 4250 nt
Organism: Megalops cyprinoides (Indo-Pacific tarpon)
Lineage: Eukaryota; Metazoa; Chordata; Actinopteri; Elopiformes; Megalopidae
Gene: hmgxb3
Product: HMG box domain containing 3
Exons: 21
Coding region: 238-3990 (1250 amino acids)
Source: RefSeq, a predicted model, not a curated record